AUGACAGGCACAGAGUCCAAGGAGGCCGGUGCAGGCAGUGCAUCAGCAGAAAAUGCAACGGGGCUGGACAAGGGCAAGCGACCUGCCGUAGCUGGUGCAGAUGAGGAGGUUGCGGACGUUCCCGACGACGACGACAACGAUGAUCACGAGGUAGACGAUGUCGAAACGAACGGCAAGGAUGGAGGAGAGGCCGGGUCAUCGGGCAAGAAGAAGAAGAAGUCGAAAAGGAAGAAGGUCAAGGCAGCCCUGACCGGAAAGCCAGACGACCAGAUGGCCCAGGUGAAAUCCGUGCUCGACAAGCUGCCCCAGCACGACCUCCAGGACUUGAUCUCGCGGAACCCGGCGCUUCUCAAAGAUUACAACGGCGAUUCCGCAAAGGCUGCAGAGGCCUUCAAGAAGCUUUCCCUCGACGAGGUCAUGACCGGCCUGGCUCUGAGCGGCAAGAACGCAAAGGACAUGGCAAGCUACAAGUUCUGGAAAACACAGCCCGUGCCCCGCUUCGACGAGGAGAUGCCCAAGGACUUCGAGGAAGGGCCUCUUAAGAUACAGACCGUUGAUGACGUCCCCAAGGAAGCACCUAAGCUUGGGAUCGAGGGCUUCGAGUGGGUCACCAUGGACCUGACAAAGGACGACGAGAUCAAGGAGGUCUACCAGCUACUGAACGGCCACUACGUCGAGGACGACGAGUCCAUGUUCCGUUUCAACUACGGAACUGCAAUCCUCAAGUGGGCCCUCAUGUCCCCAGGCUGGUCCCCAGAGUGGCACGUCGGCAUCCGCGACUGCCGCCUGCCCACCAAGAAGCCCCUCGUUGCCUUCAUAUCCGCCGUGCCCGUCAAUCUGCGCCUAAGAAAGAACAUCAUCCGUACCUCUGAAGUCAACUUUCUCUGCGUGCAUAAGAAGCUCCGCAACAAGCGCCUCACGCCAAUCCUCAUCAAGGAGGUCACGCGUCGCUCUAACCUGCAGGAGAUAUGGCAGGGCGUGUACACCGCUGGCAUUGUGCUUCCCAAGCCCGUCAGCACCUGUCGGUACUACCACCGGGCGCUGGAUUGGAAGAAGCUUUACGACAUUGGGUUCAGCCCACUCCCACCAAACAGCAAGCCCGAGUGGCAGAUCCGCAAGUACACUUUGCCCGAAAAGACAGCCACCAAAGGCCUGCGAGAGAUGACAAAAGAAGACGUCCCCGCGGUGCACAAGUUGAUGAAAAACUACGUUGAUCGUUUCGAUAUGGCCCCUGAAUGGGAUGAGAGUGAAGUGGCGCACUGGCUUCUGCAGCCAAGGGCUGAAGGCGAUGAGCAGGUUGUCUGGUCAUAUGUGGUCGAGGACGAGAACCACAAGAUCACGGACUUCUUCUCCUUCUACAACCUAGAGUCCACAGUCAUCAACAACCCACGGCACAAAGUGGUGCGGGUGGCUUACCUCUUCUACUACGGUACCGAAGUUGGCCUUACUGCGCCCUUCAACAAAGCCGCCACGAAGGAGCGUUUGAACGAGCUUAUCCAUGACGCAUUGAUCCUUGCCAAGAGGGCGAAGUUCGACGUGUUCAACGCGCUGUCGCUAAUGGACAAUACGCUGUUCCUCGAACAGCAGAAGUUUGGCCCAGGCGACGGGCAACUGCAUUACUAUCUGUUCAAUUACCGCGCGAAGCCCAUUGCCGGUGGCAUCGAUAACCAGAACAGGGCAGACGAGGACCAUCUCAGCGGAGUGGGCUUCCGGGCAGGCCCAAACUGCUACGUUCACACGUACCAGGCAGGCGUAGAGCAUUGA
Messenger RNA from Diaporthe batatas, 1764 nucleotides. RefSeq names its product glycylpeptide N-tetradecanoyltransferase NMT1. Gene Ontology annotation, biological process: N-terminal peptidyl-glycine N-myristoylation. Bases 1 to 1764 code for a protein of 587 amino acids. The record is from RefSeq and is a predicted model, not a curated record. Gene Ontology annotation, molecular function: glycylpeptide N-tetradecanoyltransferase activity. The transcript has 4 exons. Gene Ontology annotation, cellular component: cytoplasm. Lineage: Eukaryota; Fungi; Ascomycota; Sordariomycetes; Diaporthales; Diaporthaceae.